Molecule: messenger RNA, 1890 nt
Organism: Propithecus coquereli (Coquerel's sifaka)
Lineage: Eukaryota; Metazoa; Chordata; Mammalia; Primates; Indriidae
Gene: ICOSLG
Product: inducible T-cell co-stimulator ligand
Exons: 5
Coding region: 1-1092 (363 amino acids)
Source: RefSeq, a predicted model, not a curated record
AUGGCCACCUCCUGCCCCUGCCAGCCGGCGGGCUACUGUUUGGAACCACAGCCCAUCUUACCUGCCUUUCUGGUUGUGUCUUCCAGUCCCGGGCUCCUCCUGCUGCUCGGCGGCCUGCAAGCCGGUGUUGCAGAUAUUCAAGAAAAAGAAGUCCGGGCCAUGGUGGGCAGCAACGUGGAGCUCGGCUGCGUGAGCCCGGAAGAAAGCAGUUUUGAUUUAAACGACCUCUUCGUUUACUGGCAAAUCAGCGAGCGGAACACCGUGGUGACCUACUACCUCCCGCAGAACAGCUCCACGGCCCACGUGGACAGCCACUACAGGAACCGGGCCUGGCUGUCGCCCGACAGCAUGAAGCUCGGCGACUUCUCCCUGCAUCUGUUCAACAUCACCCCCCAGGAUGAACAGAAGUUUAACUGCCUGGUGUUCAGGAAAUCCUUAGAAUUAAAAAAGGUUCUGGAAGCUGUGGUCACGCUGCAUGUGGCAGCGAACUACAGCAUGCCCGUCGUGAGCGCCCCCAGCGGCCCCUCCCAGGACGAGCUCACCUUCACGUGCACGUCCACGAACGGCUACCCGAGACCCAACGUGUACUGGAUCAACAAGACGGACAACAGCCUGCUGGACGCGGCCCUGCAGAACAACACCAUCUCCUUGAACUCCAGGGGCCUGUAUGAUGUGGUCAGCGUCCUGAGAAUCGGGCGGACCCCCCACGUGAACGUCGGGUGCUGCAUAGAGAACGUGCUCCUGCACCAGAACCUCACUGUCAGUAGCCAGGCAGAAACUUUCACGGGGACCCGAGACAAGAUCAUAGAGAAGCCAGGCCGUACCCACAAGGCGCAAACCGCCAUUUUCAGCGUCGUGGCUGGCUUCGCGGUGGUGGCGCUGGCUGUGGGCUGGAUGUGCAAGAGGAAGAGGUGUCCCCUGGGACGCUACGCAGGUGCCCGGGCUGCGAGGCCGGAGCUGGAGCUUGCGGGUGAGUCGGCCGCCCCGACGCAGCGGGGCCCAGGCAGGCCAGGCCCCUGUCUGUCUCCGAUUUGCAGAAAGCUUUCAGAAGGCAAAAGUGUGCCCUCACAGCUGUCGCCAGAGACACGGUGAAACCCUCAGGGGUGCGCACGGCGUUUCCGCCCACGUCCUGGCACGUGACCACCCCACUGUGUGCACUCGCCAACACUGUGCGGGAUUGUCCCCUUGUCGUCACCACCCGCGUCCUGAGAACAUGGGUCUCUUCGCCUCCAAGGUGAAAAGGACCGUCUCAUGUCCUCUCUCCCCACUUUCCUUCCAAGACCACGCGUGACAGCCACGCACCGCCCAGGACGUGGACAGGGCUGCUGUGACGUGCCAGCCGGGGACGCCAGGCGGCAGUUUGAGAACGGACUCACCCGGCCUGGUGGCAAGUUGGGCAAAGAGCCGUCUGCCGGUGCACGUGCCACCAGCGAGGGCAGGAGCCUCCCGGCCCAGAGGGGAGACCACGGCCAGAACCCGGGAGAAUGCGCCAGUCCCGGAGCCAGGCCCUUCCACCGCGGCGGCGCCGAGGCCAGUGCUCCCGAGUGCGUGGGCGCCCGCCUUUGCUGCUCUGGGGGUGGCCCCUCCCCACCAGGAGCCCCGGAGCCCCCAGAGCUCGUGUGACUCAGCGCCAGGCUCUUCCAGAUGCCGCGCACCCGCUGCGGGACACGGUCCGAGGCUGAAGGCAGCGGGUCCAGCUGGACGAGGAGAAGAGGGGCGCCCACUGUCUCCCAGGGCCUCUGCGUGGUGGGGGCGCCCGCGUGUUUGCAGCAAGAACAGAAACGAGGAAUGGGGCCCAGAGGGCAGGCCGAGUGUCCCGACGCUUGCCACAAGACAUUGUUUUUCUAUAAAAAAAGCCCCCAUGGGCUUGUAAAUGAGUGUGAUGAGGGA